AUGACGGACACGGGUGUUGUCGUGGACCAACCGCCCCUGGCAAUUGCGCAAGCCCCUUCCUUCUGCAGACUCUGCAACGUGGAAUUAAGUGGCCUGCAAGCGUGGCGAGCCCAUGUCAAAAGCGAUGGGCAUGUCUACAAGCUUCAGUUGAAGGUAGCGGAGCCCGGAAGUGUCACAUAUCCUCCCUCAGCAGACGCCGAUCAAACAAAAAGCGCAGCACUGUCAUGCGCUCGAAAGAGAGGUGAACCCGAUAUUGAUAUUGGCGCCGACCAAGACCAAGACGUCGACAGCGACACCGAAGACGAACCAUCAGCACCGGACUUUGUUCCUGGCAAAUGCCUCUUCUGCGCGCAAGAGUCUGGCAUACUGGACGACAAUCUGACACACAUGGCCGUGGCGCACGGCUUCAGCGUGUCAUUCCAAGAUUGCCUGGCCGUCGACCUCGAGACGGUCGUGGCGUACCUACACUUUGUCAUCCACGGCUAUCGAGAAUGCAUAUGCUGCGGCACGCGGCGGAGCACAGUCGAGGGCGCCCAGCAUCACAUGGUGGCCAAGGGGCAUUGCCGGUUCGGCGUAUCCCCGGACACCGAGGAAUUCUACGAGAUGCCACAAUCUGAAAAUGUCGCGUUUCAGCAGACGCAACGUGACGGCAGCAUACCGAACCUCGAGCCGCUCGCCGAGCAACACCAGACCGAGAUCAAGACUCGUUCGCCUUACGCUCAAAGACCUCCUCGACUCCUGGUCUCGAGGUCGCCCGACGGCGGGGAGGGAACGGAAGCGGCGAAAUCGUGCGCAGCAGUGAGGCCAUACUUGCCGCGCAGCUGUCCAAGCUGA
Hirsutella rhossiliensis is the source of this 834-nucleotide messenger RNA. Its product is annotated as c2H2 type zinc-finger (2 copies) domain-containing protein. Gene Ontology annotation, biological process: ribosomal large subunit biogenesis. The transcript is spliced from 3 exons. NCBI's taxonomy places the organism in Eukaryota, Fungi, Ascomycota, Sordariomycetes, Hypocreales, Ophiocordycipitaceae. The record is from RefSeq and is a predicted model, not a curated record. The coding region runs from base 1 to 834 and encodes 277 amino acids. Gene Ontology annotation, cellular component: preribosome, large subunit precursor.